CACCAUCACAAACCCUAUUCGAACAAAAUCAUAUUCUUUUCUUCAGAAAAUAGGGAUCCCGUUCCCAAUCGGGUAAUCACAACUUCCUUGGACGCGGAUCCAAUUCAUUUUCCUAUUUUAUUCAAUAUCAUCUCUCUUCAAUUCCACUGAAUCGCCGUUUUUCAUCACUCACCCUUCUCAAUUCCUUCCCUUUGCUUCAUUCAAUCGAUCGUUUCCUCCAUCUAGGGCUUUUCUAUCGCGUUCUCAUUUCAUCUCCUGCGGAAUUCAGUUUCUCAAAUUAGGGUUUCUGAGCCUCUCCCGCUUCCAAAAGCCCCUCGAUUUCGUCCUGGAAUUUUUAGGUUUUUCGAAACUGGGGGAAUAGGGCACUCCCAGUUUGUCGUUCUUGCCCAUAAAAGGAGGUCAACGAGUUGUUCGUGUGGGAGUUGUGGGCUGAGCCUGCAAGAUUGGAUAUAAGCUGGAGUUAUCACAAUGCUGGGUUUGAAUCGUAGUGGGUUUAGUAUAUCUUGCCGUUUUCUCCACCUAGCUGAAUGGCAUCCAUUGGAAUAGCAAAGCUUAGUGGGGCCUGAAGCCCUCUUUUCUCCCCUUAAUCUCAAAUCAGGUUUUCAAUUUUUGGUUGAGAGAUACACCAACUACCUUCAAGGUGCUAGCUCCAAAUGCUAAGUAAGACUCUUUCUUUUGCCACUGCAAUGGGCUGCUGUAAUUGCUUCGGCUUCAUAAGGAGUCAAAGCCGACAGAGAGCUAAGCCCCGCCAUGUCAACCAUAAUCCCUCCCAGGAGCGGUUGUUGGAUGAUGACAUGGAUGACAUGGAUGACGAUGAUGAGCUGAUGUAUGGUGACAAUGUUGCCAACUCCAGUAGUGGAGAUGAUAGCGAUGGGCAAAUUCGCCCCAAGCGAUCCGAGGAUAUUUUGAACUUCAGAGCAGAGAAUGACUUGGUUUGUAGGAAGUUUCCUGUUAAGGAGACUCACAAAGUUGUUCGAUCAGAGGAUGACAAUGGGACCAAGAUGAUUAAUCAGUAUGUUCGUGAAUAUAAGAUCGGUUCUGGUAGCUAUGGGAAAGUGGCGCUUUAUCGAAACUCCAUUGAUGGAAAGCAUUAUGCAAUUAAGUCCUUUCACAAGUCUCAUCUACUGAAGCUUCGAGUUGCACCCUCUGAGACAGCCAUGUCUGAUGUUCUACGUGAGGUACAAAUUAUGAAAAUGCUAGGGCAUCCUAAUAUAGUCAAUCUUAUUGAGGUGAUUGAUGAUCCUGAGUCAGAUCACUUCUACAUGGUACUUGAAUAUGUGGAAGGCAAGUGGGUUUGUGAGGGUACAGGCCGUGCUUGUGCCUUAGGUGAUGAGACUGCUAGGAGAUACUUGCGAGAUAUAGUUUCUGGAUUGUCAUAUCUCCAUGCUCAUAACAUAGUACACGGGGAUAUUAAACCUGAUAAUCUGCUGAUUACACGACAUGGAACAGUAAAAAUAGGGGAUUUCAGUGUCAGCCAGGCUGUUGAGGAUGAUAAUGAUGAGCUUCGACGUUCACCUGGCACUCCCGUCUUUACAGCACCAGAAUGUAUUCUAGGUCUUACCUAUCGUGGCAAAGCAGCUGACACAUGGGCAGUAGGAGUUACUUUAUACUGUAUGAUAUUGGGUGAAUACCCCUUCCUUGGGGACACACUUCAAGAUACAUAUGACAGAAUAGUCAAUAAUCCAAUAAUACUCCCAAAUGAUCUGAACCCACAUGUAAAGAACCUAAUAGAAGGACUACUUUUGAAAGACCCAAAACUUAGGAUGACUCUGAGUGAUGUUGCGGCACAUAGCUGGGUCGUUGGAGAUGAUGGGCCAAUUCCUGAGUACCUAUGUUGGUGCAGAAGGAAGCGCUUUGGUCAAGAAAGCAACGAAAACAAUACUACUGACUAAAUAUUAUUAGGUUUUUGGGUUUGGUUUAUGUAUAGCAUAAAUAGCCCAGGAAUUAAUCGCCUUUUAACUCUUUUUCUGGCAUGUUAUGAUUUUAGCAGGGUAGUCUUGAAGGAAUCUUUGUCUUGGAAUUUAAGAAAGGCGAUGCGAUAGUAACCGCGGAAUGAAGAGAAUGUUGGUUUGUGUUUUUGUGUGGAAGAAUUUGGUGUCUAGGGACUUAGGAGAGGAGAGAAUGAGAUCUUGUAUCCGGCUCUUUACAAUGUUUGAGUUUUUGAGUUCCAAGUUUCUAGGCAAUGUUUCUGUGUAUUCCAUGCAUUUUGGUUUAAAGAUUCAUCCUUUUCACACAGGAUCAUCAAAAUUCAGUUAUAGGGUUGUGGUGAACUGGAACCCAAGGAAUUUAAUGGGUCUUUGUAGAUUGAUGAUUUUGUAUUGGAGUGGAAUGAUUAGUAAUGCUAUGGAUUUUAUUUUACUGUUUAA
Messenger RNA from Arachis stenosperma, 2366 nucleotides. RefSeq names its product serine/threonine-protein kinase GRIK2-like. The transcript is spliced from 13 exons. The coding region runs from base 654 to 1892 and encodes 412 amino acids. NCBI's taxonomy places the organism in Eukaryota, Viridiplantae, Streptophyta, Magnoliopsida, Fabales, Fabaceae. The record is from RefSeq and is a predicted model, not a curated record. Gene Ontology annotation, molecular function: protein serine/threonine kinase activity; ATP binding. Gene Ontology annotation, biological process: protein phosphorylation; intracellular signal transduction. Gene Ontology annotation, cellular component: cytoplasm.